Messenger RNA from Neoarius graeffei (lesser salmon catfish), 2449 nucleotides. RefSeq names its product MOB kinase activator 2b (gene mob2b). Gene Ontology annotation, cellular component: nucleus; cytoplasm. The coding region runs from base 427 to 1095 and encodes 222 amino acids. NCBI's taxonomy places the organism in Eukaryota, Metazoa, Chordata, Actinopteri, Siluriformes, Ariidae. Gene Ontology annotation, biological process: positive regulation of protein phosphorylation; signal transduction. Gene Ontology annotation, molecular function: protein kinase activator activity. The transcript has 5 exons. The record is from RefSeq and is a predicted model, not a curated record.
UGUAUAUGGCAGAUAGGGAUAACAGCAACGGCGACCUCAGCGAGCUCUCACGCGCUGUGAACGCACGAGCGACAGGAGCUUCUCUGAGGAAAUGGAAGAUGGUGCUGUGACCGAAUUGUCGCUUUAAGCUUCGAGAAACACGGCGGCUUUGGAGAGGAAGAAAGUAAACCUUCCUGCUACCCUUCGCCAAUACGCCAAAGUCAAUGCGCUCCAUCAUUGUAGUGCUGGAGCUGCUUUACCGGCACUUUUCAAACGCGUCUUAUUGCUAACACGCACUCAAGUCAAACCGUGGAAUUUUCCAGAAACAUCCGUUGGAAGUUGUGAGAGAGGUUAGCGGUCGAGCUGCUUCACCUGGACUGAGAGAAAAGCCAAAAUAAAAGAAGGAAGGGGACGAAAGUGUGGAGAUUUGACCCCCUUUCCAUCAGUAUGGAUUGGUUCAUGGGGAAGUCUAAGACGAAGCCAAACGGAAAGAAGCCACCUACAGAGGAGAAGAAGCCGUACCUCGAGCCAGACUGCACCAAAGUAAGGGUCGUUGACUUCGACCUGAAGGAGCUGGUGGUGUUGCCACCCGAGAUCGACCUGAACGAAUGGCUCGCCAGUAACACCACGACGUUCUUCAAUCUGAUCAACUUGCAGUACAGCACGGUGUCCGAGUUCUGCACAGGAGACACGUGUCCCGUCAUGUCGGCCUGCAACACGACGUACUACUGGUAUGAUGAGAAAGGGAAGAAGUCAAAAUGCACAGCGCCGCAGUACGUAGACUUUGUCAUGAGUUCAGUCCAGAAGCUCGUCACCGAUGAGGAUAUCUUUCCCACAAAGUAUGGCAAAGAGUUCCCAAACGCCUUCGAUUCGCUGGUGAAGAAGAUCUGCCGCUACCUGUUCCACGUGUUGUCGCACAUCUUCUGGUCUCACUAUAAGGAGACCUUGGCCAUGGAGCUGCACGGACACUUAAACACGCUCUACACGCACUUCAUCGUAUUUAUACGGGAAUUCAACCUGAUGGACCCCAAGGAGACGUCCAUAAUGGACGACCUGACCGAGGCCCUGUGCACCCCUCUGCCCCCUCCUCCACAGAACCACGUGACGGAGAGAUGAGGCUCGCACUUGUCUCCCCUCCAUCCCUCUGCUCAGGGGAGGACAGAAAGACUGCCCUUUCACCUCCCACAAACUUCGCUCUCUUUUUUACGACCUGGUCAGGAUGGGUAAGCCUGGCCUGCGGGUGGCAGCACUCGCCAAAAUCCCAACCCACCCCACCAGCCCUUUUUCCAGAGGCUGAACUGUUCUGUGAGUCCUUUAACCAGGAAGCAUUCACACUUUCAACACCCCCCCCCCCCCCCCCCCCUUUAUUUAUUUAUUUUUUGGGGGUUUGGUUUUCUCAUCCUCAUGUACUAAUGAGUUUGGGUUCGGAAUAUUGGGACACUUGGUUUGGUUUGUUUCUUCCUCCUAACGUUAGCUCCAUCUAUCAGUCGAGCCAUGUUAGAAUGAGAGGAUGUGAGGAAGAUACUGGUGGCACUGUUUUUCUGUACAGUUUAAGAAGGCUGAACUGUAGUCCUGGUUGUCUACAGAGUCCUCUAAAACUUUUUUUUUUUUUUUUUUUUUUUUUGAGGCAUAACAAGCGUAAAAUUUAGACCUUCAGGACCAGACUGUUUACCCAUAAUCCUUUUAGUCUGACUACUUUCCACCCAAGAUGCUCUUUAAUCCAGCAUCUUCCACAAUGGGUGCACCUUUACUCCCCUCCAGUUCUUUUCCAAUAUCUUAGAUAAUCUUCUCAAAUCCCCCCCCCCAAGCAUACCUCCAGCACUGGAGUGUACCACAGGCGGCCGUAUCGGAUCCAUCUAGAAAGCGGCACCAGUCCGAAGGCCUCGCUUUGUGGUGCUUUUCCAUUAAGCACAAUGACAAAGACAUUUUGUCUGCUACAUUUGAUUGUCCUAUAUCGCAUAUAAAGGUACAUUGAAAUUCCCCCUCCAUGCUUCAUUCAAAAAUUGCUAAGGGAACAAUUAGAUUGGAAUCACGCUAGACUCGAGGUAUCUCCCAGGCUCGCUUUGCAAGGACACUUUCACAGAGGAAAAGUGGCAAAAGAAUGUAAAUCUAGUCUUUAUGUAUUUAACUGUUGGAGAAAAUUAUCCAGAGUGAGUGUGUGAGAGAGAACGAAAGGAAUAAGUGUCUGUAAGCAUGAAAGAGAGAGAAAGAUAUUUUAAAGUCCUCCCUUCAUCACUGUUCAGAGAGUUCUCUUGGGUUGAGGUUCUCUCAUUAGAGGGUUGGAUGUUCAUUUUUAAUUUAUUUAUCUUUUUUUUUCCCCGUUUUUGGUUUAAUUUUGGCUUUUUUUUUCUUUUUUUUCAGGACACAGUUCUGGCUUUCAUUUUUAUGUAUUUUAAUAAUACUUAAGUUAAAAGCGAUUUAAUAUUUUAAGCUCUGCAAAUUAUACCCUAAUAAAAUAUUUAAAAUGUCA